GUAAAAAGCUAGAUUCAUUCGCAAUAGGAUACUUGCAGUCGGACCUUGAAUGUUAAUAACGUUUUGUAACACCACUCCUCUAGAUAUCUGACAAAUCAUAACUCCCGCAAGAAACGCCAAAUGAGCAAAAUGAAGCAGCAGAUAGCGAAAUCUUUGUUUCAGAGGGGAUUGAAUUUUUCAAAUUUUGCUACGCAACUCGUAAGAAAUUCUGCCACAGCAACUGUAAAUGCCAGCAGUUACUACGAUGCUGAACUUGCCGCUGCGAAGCCCUUUGAGGAAAUGCCUAAAUUACCCAUGGUGCCGAUUCUUGGAAGCUCCUGGACCUACAUGCCAAUUAUAGGAAAAUACAACCUGUUGAAACUCCAUGAAGCAGAUCGGGAGAAGCACAAAAUCUACGGCGAUGUGGUGCGGGAGAGAUUCGGCCACCUGAAUGCUGUGCUCUCGUUCAAUCCUGCGGACAUGGAGACCAUCUUCCGGCAAGAGGGCUCCUAUCCGUCAAGAGGCGAAUUUACUACCCUCAAAGCAUACAGAGAGUCAAGGAAACAGUGGUACAAAACUACAGGGAUUAUGGUUCUAAGUGGACCGGAAUGGUGGGAUUUGAGAUCCAAAGUCCAAAAACAUCUCAUGAAACCCAAAGCGAUCCAAUCCUACCUGAGUCCGAUGCAGGAUGUGGCACAGGAUCUCGUGGACAGGAUAUACAAGGAGAGAGAUCAGCAGCAAGAGUUUCCAGAUUUACUUUUGAAUCUCUACAAUUGGGCUUUGGAAUCCGUUGCCCUCGUUGGGUUGGACACAAGGCUCGGAUGUCUGUCCAGCAACUUGACCGCCGGUUCCGAUAGUCUUCGAAUGAUCAAUGCCGUACAGACUCAGUUCGAGUGCAUGAAUAAACUAGAAGCCUUCGCUGGAAAUUUUCAGUACUGGAAGUAUUUUAGUACUCCCACGUGGAAAAGGUUCACGAAAGCUGCUGAUACUUUUACGGAAAUUGCUUUCAAAUACAUUAACAAGGCUGUAGAAUCUUUGAAAAAUAAAAAAGAUGACGAAGACCUGACUUUGCUUCAAAACAUGCUGCUGACAAAAGGCUUAGAUGCGUCAGGCGCCAUGGUUACGGUUGCAGACAUGCUUAUGGCCGGAAUAGACACGACUUCUCACACCGUCGGAUUCAUGCUCUACCACCUGUCAAAGCACCCUGACAAACAAGAAAUCCUUUUCGAUGAACUGAAAAGACUGCUUCCCAACAAGGGCGAUCGAAUCAGUCCAGAAGUUUUUUCGGAACUACGGUAUCUCAAAUCCUGUCUGAAAGAAUCAAUCAGAUUGGACCCCAUUGUUCGGGGAAAUGCUAGAACCUUAGAUCACGAUGUGGUCGUGUCAGGUUAUCGUGUUCCGGCUGGGACUACCAUUUUCGUGAUAUUACAACAGAUCUGCCGUAGUGAGAAGUAUUUUAAAAAUGCCAACCAGUAUAUCCCGGAGAGGUGGCUGGACAAAGACGAGAAGCCAUCGAAUCCAUUCUCCUACGUUCCUUUCGGAAUCGGAACAAGAAGUUGCGUGGGAAGACGACUUGCCGAGUUGGAGAUCAUUUGCCUAAUAGCUCAGAUUUUGAGGAAUUUCAAAUUGGAAUAUCAUCACGAGGAUAUUGACAUGCACACAAGACUGGUGAACAUUCCAGAUAGACCUCUGCGAUUCAAUUUUAUAGAGCGGUCAUAGCAUUGCAAGUCUCUGAGAACUUGGAUGUUUCACGGGAAAUCAUUCUCGUAAAAAGUUUGCUUCAUUUUAACGAUUUGAUUUUCUUAAAUUUGAUGUACAAUCUUUCAAGAGUGCAAUAAAUUUUUUUUAAUCACA
Messenger RNA from Uloborus diversus, 1833 nucleotides. RefSeq names its product probable cytochrome P450 49a1. Gene Ontology annotation, molecular function: iron ion binding; oxidoreductase activity, acting on paired donors, with incorporation or reduction of molecular oxygen; heme binding. The coding region runs from base 121 to 1698 and encodes 525 amino acids. Lineage: Eukaryota; Metazoa; Arthropoda; Arachnida; Araneae; Uloboridae. The transcript is spliced from 10 exons. The record is from RefSeq and is a predicted model, not a curated record.